AUGCAUCAGUCGCAUUUCGACUGGCAUCGAGAUGCGAGGAACCCGUUUAAUUGGGCCCGGCGCCGAAAGUGGACGACAAUCGCCGUGGCGUGCUGGGUAACCUUCAUCAUCGGCCUCAAUGCGACAUCCAUCACCACGGCCGCCCAAGUCAUUUCUCGCCAGUUCCACCUCCCAGAUCACCGGCUCGAGGUCAAUUUCUUUGCUGUCGUGGCAUGGAAUGCCGCUGCCGCAUUUGUACCCCUCGUCACGCUUCCUCUCAUGGACACGUACGGCACUAGGAUUGGAUAUUUGACCUGUUAUGUGCUCUUCACCAUCUUCAUCAUUCCGCAGGCACUAGCACAGAACUUCGCAACCCUUUUGGUGAGCCGUGUCCUUGCCGGCGCGUUUGGCGGCACAGUACAAAAUGCGGCCGAUGGCAUUAUAGCCAAUGUGUUUCCCCAUCAUCAUGAGCGAGCUUUGCCUUUAACCCUUUAUAUCCUGGCCUUACUCACAGGCGUGACCAUGGGUCCCGUGCUCGGUGCUGUUUUUGAGCAUCUGAAUUGGCGAUGGAUUUUCUGGAUUCAGCUCAUCAUAUGUGGAGCGACCUUGCCGGUUGUUGCUUUCAUGACUGAGGAGACCCGAGGCUCUGUCAUUCUAGCCCAGAUAUUGUCAAAGACGGAAUCCGCUGCCCAGGCCAAAUUGUCUGAGGAUGAAAGCACCGUCAAAAUGCUUAAAGAGACCAUUACACGCUCUGCCAAAUUCUUGGUGGUCGAGCCAACAAUCACCUCGUUUACACUAUGGUCCUCUUUUGCGUUCGGCCUCGUCUUCAUCUCGACCCAGUCGGUCCCUCUCGUGUUCGCCCGGGCAUAUGGUUGGAGUUCCUACAGCAGUGGCUUGGUCCAGUCCGCCAUCGCCAUUGGGGAGAUUGUUGGCUUUGCGGCUUGCCUCUAUCAGAACCACGUAUACGUGAGAAGCGCUAGGCACGGCAUUCCUGGCGCCGUGGAUGGGGAGGAAAGCCCGGAGCAGCACGACCCGGUUCCAGAAUCCAUAUUGUAUCUCUCCAUUCCGAGCACGGCGAUAGCAUUAUCCGGUGGCCUGUUCAUGUAUGGCUGGAGCAUCUUCCAGGCCCAUUGGGUUAUUACCGCCCUGGCACUGGUGCUGAUUGGUUACGCAAGCAUGGUAAUUGUGACGGCUGUCACAAUUUACAUUACCCAUUCGUAUGCCGGGUUUGCCGCCAGUGCCAUCGGCGCCAUUGCGUUUGGUGAGAACUUGUUCGCGGCUUUCUUGCCCCUGGCCACCAAGGCCAUGUACGAGGACUUGGGAUACCAGUGGGCCAGUAGCCUACUUGGGUUCGUUGCUCUGGCCCUGACGCUUGCUCCCAUCGUCUUACUAUGGAAGGGCCCUGCUAUCCGAGGUAGAGGUAAAAUGACGCAGGGGUUGCCACACUGA
Messenger RNA from Trichoderma virens Gv29-8, 1428 nucleotides. RefSeq lists its product as uncharacterized. The coding region runs from base 1 to 1428 and encodes 475 amino acids. NCBI's taxonomy places the organism in Eukaryota, Fungi, Ascomycota, Sordariomycetes, Hypocreales, Hypocreaceae. Gene Ontology annotation, biological process: transmembrane transport. The transcript has 3 exons. The record is from RefSeq and is a predicted model, not a curated record. Gene Ontology annotation, molecular function: transmembrane transporter activity.